UUACGCAUGCGUGUGACGUCAUUUCCUGUCAGGCCGACUGCGUGAUGGCGGUGCCCCUGACACCUCCGGCGCGUUGACUUCUAUCGAAGCUCUGCUUGUUUCUCCUUCCCGUUUGUGUUAAUUAGAGUGCGUUACUCAAGAAAAAAAAAACAACGACUGAAAACCGGACGAGCAGAUGAUGGCUUUUCACAGACUCUCAACGAGGUUUCGACACACGGUAAGGCAUGUUCGCUGGAUUCAUGCAAGUGGAUCAGGCCAACAGCAGGAGGCCCUGGCAAUUGAUCCAGAACCUGAACCCUUCUCAGUCUUCAGAACAAAUGAGAAUGAGCCUGCUCGUCAUUCCCAGCAACAUAUUGGACAGUAUUACACGAUAUCAUCCGCACUUAUCCGCACUGCCUUCCCUCAUGGCCUUCCCCGCCGCUAUAAGCUACAGGUGAAGACGUUUAAUGAAGCAUCUGUGAUGGUAAGGCAGCCUGCUCUGGAGGUCAUCUCACACCUGAAGGAAACAGACGACAGCAGACCUGUGCAGCGAUAUAUGUUCUACGGAUUAAAGGGUGGCGGUAAGACAAUGUCCCUUUGUCACGUGGUGCACUUUUGCUACACACAGGGAUGGCUGGUGCUGCACGUACCUGAUGCCCACAUCUGGGUGAAAAACUGCAAGGAGCUGCUGCCUUCAUCCUUUAACACGUCUCGCUUCGACACGCCUUUGCAAGGCACCGCGUGGUUGUACAACUUUAAAACCACCAACGAGCCCUUCCUCUCCAAGAUAAAGACAAAGCAGCGCUACGUGUGGACAAAGAGAGAAUUCACAGAGGAGGGAAGACCUCUUGGAGAGCUAGUGGAUCAGGGCAUCUCUCGCGUGAAGAGCAGCUGCGACGUAGUUGGGGCGGUGAUGAAGGAGCUGAGGCUGCAAAGCGGACAGCCGGACAGCGUUUUCCGACUGGCCGUAGCUGUGGACGGCGUCAACGCCCUGUGGGGACAGUCCACCCUCAAGAAACCAGACCAUAGUGCCGUGAAUCCCGACGAGCUGACUCUGAUUCAUAACCUGAGGAAGCUGAUGAGGAAUGACUGGACGGGAGGCGCCAUCAUCACCACUUUGUCCUAUACUGGGGCUGUCUACCCUAUCAAAAAUGCCUACCUGCCUCAAGAACUGCUGGGAGAGAGGGGAUUUGACAACAUGGAUCCGUUCAUCCCGGUGUCGGUGCCCUAUUACAACGAGAAGGAGUUUGAGAGCUGCUAUCUGUACUACUUGGACCGCAAUUGGCUGCAACAUCCUAAGAGCCGAACAGAGGAUGGCAAGAAAGAACUGCUCUUUUUGACCGACAGGAAUCCAUCGCUAAUGGACAGAAUCUGUGCUUUCUUAUGAAGACUCAGAUUUUAAAUACAAAUGUCAUACUAAAACAUCCGCCCUAUUGAAAUGCAGAAAGUCAAUAUUCACAUCUACCUGUAUUCAUGUGUCUGUAAAUUAUUCAUUUAUCAUGUUUGCUAAUAAAAUGUUGAAAAGUUGUUUUAA
This is a messenger RNA of Nerophis lumbriciformis (worm pipefish), 1513 nucleotides long. RefSeq names its product death associated protein 3 (gene dap3). Gene Ontology annotation, cellular component: mitochondrial ribosome; mitochondrial small ribosomal subunit. NCBI's taxonomy places the organism in Eukaryota, Metazoa, Chordata, Actinopteri, Syngnathiformes, Syngnathidae. Gene Ontology annotation, molecular function: structural constituent of ribosome. The record is from RefSeq and is a predicted model, not a curated record. Gene Ontology annotation, biological process: apoptotic process.